AUGCCAUACCGUGCAAAAUUGUUGAACUACAGUUUCUUUAAAAAUUACAGUCAAGACAUGAUAUACAGCUCUAUACGUCCUGGAAGAAGCUCUGGUGAUCCGACUGUAACUGAUCUACGUAUGCUACAAUAUGAACCUAAUGGUAUUAUAUAUUACAAGCUCAAUUUCGAUGAUGAAUUAAAAGAACUACCAGGCAGGCCAAAAAAAGUGCAAUCAAUUUCUUCAUUUCCAAACCUGUACACUUCAGAAGCUAAAAUACCCCUUGACAAAUGGAAUGAUUUACAGUUUUUAAAGGGGAUGAUGCCAUCUGAUACGCACUCAUUUUAUGAUAAUAUACCUUGCGAAAAUGAAAGUAGAAAAAUGUUAAAACGACAACAGCAAAAUAUUGAAAAGCAGAGGCAGGACAUUUUUUUGGAAAUUGAAGGUGCCAAGAAGAAAAAAAAGAAAUAA
Molecule: messenger RNA, 450 nt
Organism: Macrosiphum euphorbiae (potato aphid)
Lineage: Eukaryota; Metazoa; Arthropoda; Insecta; Hemiptera; Aphididae
Source: the annotation of a GenBank genome assembly